Molecule: messenger RNA, 822 nt
Organism: Bradysia coprophila
Lineage: Eukaryota; Metazoa; Arthropoda; Insecta; Diptera; Sciaridae
Gene: PIG-X
Product: Phosphatidylinositol glycan anchor biosynthesis class X
Biological process (GO): GPI anchor biosynthetic process
Cellular component (GO): endoplasmic reticulum membrane
Source: RefSeq, a predicted model, not a curated record
UUCUAAAAUUUAUGUAAACAAAAAGAGGACAACACAAAAAGAUGUUUCAUCAAUGAAAGGAAAAUUCAAUUCACCGAGAUGGUUAAGACAUUUUCGUAUUUAUGGCUGUCAUUGAUGAUUGUCGCGGGUGCAAUAACAGACAGUCAUUGUUUCGGAGCGAAAUUGUCAAUGAAUAUACAACAAUCGGGUUUUCAUAGAACCGUGAAAUACAUAACUGUGUUCACCGAUCCUCCAGAGAAACCGUGCGAUUUUCAUUUAAGACAGGCUGUACCAUCUAGUGCGUACGUUAGUGUAGACCAACUGGACGAUUUAAGGCGAUUUGAUAGGAUUGAAUAUUACAUCGAAUCGGAUGUCGACGUGGAGGGAAUAACUUCAAAGUCAAGUCCGUUCAACAUCUAUUUGUACGGUGACACUGCAUCGCUUUUCGUUAUCUAUUUACCACUGCAUUUGCGUUAUCAUUCUCCCGGUCACAGCAGUUUCGUUAAAGUGAACCUGGAUCAUCCAGACUUGUUCGUGAAUUGUCAUGGUCAGACCCCGCACAACACAACCAACGAUGAUUCGGUCGUGGACCUAAAGUGUCGUAAGUCUCACGGUAACUGCAAAUGGUUGAAAAUUGACUACGAGAGCCAUUCGGAGCCAGUGACAAUGUCUGUUCCAAUUGGUUACUUGGAUUUUUCUACACUCGUAACAGGUGUCACCAUAUUGGUGAGCUGGAUCGGAUCUUAUUACAUUGCCAGAGCGAUAAGUCGGAAGGCAGCAGCACUUAAGAAUCGAUUGUAAGUCAUCGCAAUAAUAAACCGAAGAUGUGAGCUUUGCUGGCCA